Molecule: messenger RNA, 3542 nt
Organism: Sclerotinia trifoliorum
Lineage: Eukaryota; Fungi; Ascomycota; Leotiomycetes; Helotiales; Sclerotiniaceae
Source: the annotation of a GenBank genome assembly
AUAUUACUUGAUAUUAGGAAAUCCAAUUCUUUACCUCUAGGAUUACAUUUUCGUUCAAAUUAACUCUUGUAGCAUCACGUGUCGUUGUUAUGUAAUCAUUACGCGGCAGACGUGCAACCUCAACCGCCUACGAUCAUACUACCAUCAAAUGUCUGCAGAAUUUGACCCAACAGCUUCGAAUUCUGUCCGUUAAUGAAAUAAAUGACCUGUUUCAUUUGUUAAUUUCAGGUUGACCGCUUGAAAUACUUGUAUGGACCGCACCAAAAGAAUAGAGCUUGCGUGUGCUGAAUGCCGCCGUCGGAAGCGCAAAUGUGACGGAGGAAAGCCGCAAUGCUCCUCAUGUCUGGCGCAGGAAAGAGACUGCAUUUAUGAUCAUGAACGAAAUAACCGGAAGUGAGAAUGAUCUCCGGCUCUACUUCCUAGCCCUAUCUAAUCCAUAUUCGUUUAGACGCAGAAGAGACCCGGAAGAGAUUGCGCAUCUUGAAGAACAAAUUGACAUACUUCGUCAGAGAGUGAAAGAGCUAGAGAAUGGCGCUUCCUCUAAUAUGGGUACGCGUGAUGCGACUAUGGAAUCAAUUCACAUCACACCCACAAACUCGGUCGGUGGUGAAUCUUCUGGCAUUGCUUCCGAUCGUGAAACACGAUUAGCUUCUGCAAUCGACGAGGUAGGGAAUAUGAUGUGGAAGUUGAAGAUAGACAGCAACGGAGGCACCUCAUUCAUUGGCCCAUCAUCCAACCUCCAGUUUAUUUCUACCCCGCAAGAGCCUAGAAGUGACACCCAGCUUCACAAUGGCCAAAUUACCAUGACGGCUAAGAUGCCUUCCUUAGACCAGUGUCUUGUAGAUUUUGUGUUACAGCAGGAGCUGUUAGAUAUUUUUACCUCCGUGGUGAACCCGGAUAAUCAAUUUCUCGAGUCAUCCUUUCUCGAUAGAUAUAUUUUUCACAAUACCGAAACUAAAUUAGAUGAGAUAUUGCUACGAACUGCAAUGUUUGCUCUUGCAGCAUGUUAUUCGAAGAGGGAUAAUGCUGCUCAUAUUAGCAAUAUAUUUUACUUGCACGCUGGAAGUCUGGUACAGCAAUGUUGCCAAAGCUGUCCGUCGCUCCUGUUGAUUCGGGCAUUAGCAAUGCUGUGCUGGCGUGAUCUCACUUUAGACAACGAAAACAUGGCAUGGAUGUAUAACUGUUAGUUCUAUCGAUAGUUUCGAAACCGCAGAUUGACUAAUUACUGUGCUUAGGUAUGGGUGCGGCUUUGGCAACACACCUUGGUUUACAUGUAGUGGAGUAUCAAAAAAUCGCAGGCAUCUCACCAGAGGAUAAAGACUCACGCAUUCGAACGUUUUGGCUUUGGUUUCGUAUUGACCGGUAAGUUAACUUGAUGCACUUAGGAACUUUGACUGAUCUUUUUAAGCAUUGCCACACUAAGUCUAGGACGACAAUGUGCCAUUCCAUGGACUCGUGUCAGGACUCCGUGGUUAGAGAGUAUUCUAACAUCAUCAGUGUCACUCACAGAGCUCGUGUUUAAUUAUGAGUGUCAGCUCCUUUUCAUAUUUGAUAAGUACAUGGAUCAAAUGUAUGCCAAACAAUUAGAAUAUCUCGUAUUCAACUGACGAAUUCAGCUAUUCCUUCCAGUUUCAUGAAUUGGACAGCCAGAGCCGCAACAAACUUUUUUUCGAUGCUCGCGAAAACCUGUCUACUUUCUAUAAUGAAACAAACAGUCAUCUACCAAAUCACCGGAGUGCACAGCCUAGCGGCAUGCUCACUUUUCGGAUGACAUAUCACACGUGCAUCAUACUAGUGCAGCGCCCUUUGUUGCGCGAAGAUCCCAAUAGCGCUCUUUAUCGGAUGGCUGUUCAAUCAUCAACUUCUUCUGCUGUUGCCAUUACGAGUCUGCUACGAGAUUACCGAAAGGCCGGAUACCUCCAGAUCGCCCCAUUUUCCGUGGUACAUCAUGUGCUUACCGCAGCCAUUAUGCAUCUGCUCAGUGCGACCUCCACCAAUGGCACUUUACGUAAGCGAUCAGUUCAUCAAUUCCGAGAGUGUAUUGAAGCAUUAGGUCAAAUGAAGUUUGCUUGGAAGCGACUGCGUAAGGCUAUCGCAUUACUUCAAGAACUCGCCCAUAGGUGGUCCGUGGUGUUCGCACUGCCAAUGAGAUUGAGCUAUCCUCUUUCUACUGAUGUUCAAAGAGAGUAUCCAAGCCAGAGCAAUGUUGAAUUGUCAGCGAAUGACCAAAGUACGGUCGCUUCUCAGAUGCAAAAUAAGGAUGACAUAUUUCCCAUGUCUUACCCAGCUGAUCUAACCAAUAACCCUUUUGCCGAAGAUCCCGGCUCAGCAGUAAUUAAGGAAGGUGAAGAUUUUGCACAAACCGAUUUCACAUUUGGUAUCUAUGAGAGGGGUGACCCUUUUCAGUUAAACGAUCUAAAUUGGUUAUUUCCAUCUACGGACCAGUCUUGAAAAAACGUCCUCUUUUAUAGCUACCACUAAUAUCUUUACUCCCAUCAUAUAAAUGCAUCACUUAGGUCCAGCGAACGUUAAUGUACUCGUUGUAUCUGCCCAUGCUCAUAUUCUCUUUCCGAAGACAUACAUCGGAAUUGUCGUCAGCAUGACACCUAGGGUCAGCUGUGAAGGUUGAGAAGAAUAUAAGAGGUCCAGCUGCACUAUAAUAGCCGUUGAAAACGAAGAUGAGGCCAAAUGCAAAGGCGCUCUUGAUAAUCUAAGAUAAACGUUAGACAUUUAUGAUCUCAUCUUUUUCAACGAAAUGACGGCUUACCAUAGCAAGACCGAAAACUUCACCGCAUCGCUGGCUGCAGAAAUCGUUGGUGUAUGCAACAACGCCGGUACACCCAGCACCAACCCAACCGCGAAGUUCAAAAUCGCAAUAAAAACACCGCACGUAACUGGUGAGAGGCCUCUAUCAAUUGCAGCCCCGAGACCAAAUCCGCCAAUAGCCAUGGCAACGAAUGCUGGUAUGAUGAUAAGAAGACGAAAUUAUGGCUCAUGCACACCACGAUUCCGUAACGCCAGAUACCCGGCUACUCUAUCACAAGACCAUCCUCCAGUAAGCAUUCCAAUCGUGGAUCCAAUAAGAGGUGCGAUACCAGCAAGAUUUCUGACUGCGGUUGUGCUCAUGCUAUAUGGUGGUGCUCCGAAAAUUUGAGAAACCACAGCACCAAUCAGAAUAAUCCAUGUGAAAACCACUGACCACAUUACGCACCCCUAGAGGACUGCAGGAUGUGCUAAUAGGAUAAUUGGAUCCACACAAAGCUUGAAGACGCGGCUUUGGUUGUGGAACUUUACAGCACUGAAUCCAAAAUCAUAUUUCCAACUAGAUGUUUGAGAGUAUUUCUCAACGUCAAAGCUUUCGACCUCAUGACGUGGUGAGCUGGUAGUUUGUGCGGGAUUGUCUAGUUUGUUCUUUUGGGGCGUUGAGUUAUCCUCCUCAAGCAUUUCAACUUCGACGGAGUUAUCCAAGCCUGUGUUGCGAUAGAAAGUCGUCUCGGGAAAGCAAGCAAGAGUUACUGCUAGAAUCACAACCCAAAGGAUUG